AUGGCGAAGAAGGCGAACCGCACAGACAAACACAUGGCAGCUCUAUUAGUCGAAAUUCAGUCACGGUCAGAUGUGGAACUCUCUGACUCAUCUGACCCUGACAGCAGCGGGGGUGCCGGCUCUCAUGAAGAUGAUGACUACAUUCCCCCAGCACGCACAUUCCCAACGAGCAGGCUAGUGGACUCAGAAUCUUCAUCAUCUUCCCCUGACCAAGGGCCGUCAAAAAGAGCCCGGGGCCGGGGCCAGCUAACCAGCAAGGAGCCAAGGUUGGACGCUGGAGAUUUUGAGGCUCAGCAGGAGAGGUGGCACAGCAAGGAAGAGCCAGAUGUUGAUCCUCCAACACUGAGGUUUGAGCCGAAACACCCACCUGGCCCCAGGAUUGACACCAGAGUCAGCUGGUCUCCUUUGAGCCUCUUCAAACUUUUCUUCAGUGGUAAUGUACUGCACACAAUAAUAAAUAACACCAACGCUAAUGCUGCACGACGGCUGGCACAAGGUGCACUUUACAAGUGGUCUCCCCUCUCAGUUGACACUUUCUACAUUUUUCUCUCCAUCAUCCUUUUUUCUGGCCUGGUUCAUGUACCCUCUAGGGCUGACUUUUGGAGGACGAAGUGGCCAUAUAAUUUUCCUUUCCCCAAAAGCACCAUGUCCAGGGACAGAUUUGAAGCCAUUUUUUGGUCUCUACAUCUUUCUGAUAUCAAUGAAGAUGAAGAGAAUGAAAGAAAAAGAGGAACACCCCAGUUUGACAGGCUGUUCAAAAUCAAGCCACUUUAUGGUGAGAUUGUGAACGCCUGUAACUCUCUUUUCCAACCGCACCAGGACAUAUCAAUUGAUGAGAGGAUGGUGGCAAGCAAAGCCAGAAGAGGAUUCAGGCAAUAUAUGAAAGAUAAACCAACAAAAUUUGGUUACAAAUUAUUUGUAUUGGUAGACUCCCAAACCGGCUACACCUUCAAUUUUUUUAUUUAUCAAGGAAAGGAUCAGACCAGUGUCAAACAGAGGGGACAGAAGCAGGAUGGUCUUAGCAUUACAUCUGUAAUGGACCUUAUGAAGUUUGAACUCCUCGGAAAAGGCUACCACCUUUAUGUUGAUAACUUUUACACUAGCCCACUGCUUUUCAAUAAGCUGGCAGAUAAUCACACAGCAGCUUGUGGCACAAUAAGGGUCAAUCAAGAGGGAUUCCCACAAACCACCAUCAAUGACCUCCAAAAGAAGCCUGAGAGGGGAGACAUGAGGUGGAUCCGUAAGGGUAACCUCCUCUUUGUGAGAUGGAUGGACACAAAAAUAGUGAAUGUCUGCAGCACCUUUCACAAGGCAUAUAGUGGAGCCACUGUACUGAGGAGGGUGAAGGGAGCUGAUGGACACUGGCACAGGGCUGCUGUGGACAUUCCAGAUGCCUGCAAGGACUACAAUAUCAACACGGGUGGGGUGGACCUCUCAGAUGCCCUAAUACAGUAUUAUUCUGUGCGUGGGAAGACAAUGCGAUGGUAUAAAACAUUUUUUUACCACUUCAUUGAUAUCACAGUUGUCAACAGCUACAUACUCUACAAAGCAGUGGCCAGUGUUCAGAAUCAGACCUCCAUGUCUCAAAAACAAUUUAGAGAGGUCCUCAUGAGGGAAAUGGUUGAGCACGCCAACGCUGUAGUUGCUGAAGCUGCCCCCCGACCCAGCCUCACCAACACCUGUAUGCCCGUUUUUCGAGGGAGAACUGGCACUCAGGACCGUAGGAAAUGUGUGGUCUGUGCAGCCAAGGAGAAGGAGAAGGCAAAACAGACACCUGGCUAUAAGGUGAAAGACAUGAAGACCCCCAUUUACUGCUCCAAGUGCAACGUUUCCCUUUGCCUCGUUCCUGAAAGAAACUGCUUCUUGGAGUAUCACAACAUGGGACUUCCAGCUCAGUCUGUUGCCAGCCAGCCAGCCCCCACCCCAUGA
This is a messenger RNA of Sphaeramia orbicularis (orbiculate cardinalfish), 1929 nucleotides long. RefSeq names its product piggyBac transposable element-derived protein 4-like. The transcript is spliced from 2 exons. The record is from RefSeq and is a predicted model, not a curated record. NCBI's taxonomy places the organism in Eukaryota, Metazoa, Chordata, Actinopteri, Kurtiformes, Apogonidae. The coding region runs from base 1 to 1929 and encodes 642 amino acids.